AUGGCUCAUUCAUGUGCUCUAUUCCUCUUUGCUCUCAUUGCUACUAUCUUCUCAACUAUAGCCGUGGCAAAAGAUUUUGUAGUUGGAGAUGAAAAUGGCUGGACACUUGGAGUUGAUUAUCAAGUUUGGGCUGCAAACAAGGUCUUUCAUCUCGGAGACACACUCACAUUCAAUUAUGUUGCUGGUGAGGACAGUGUGGUGAGAGUAAAUGGAAGUGAUUUUCAGAGUUGCUCAGUUCCUUGGGCAGCACCAGUGUUGGGUAGUGGACACGAUGAAGUUGUAUUGACAACAUAUGGAAGAAGAUGGUACAUUUCAGGUUUUGCUAACCACUGCAAAAAUGGACAGAAGCUUGUCAUAACCGUCUUGCCAUCACAACAAUUACCUUGGUCUCCAGUACCUUCACCUUCACCUUCAUCCUCACCCUCACCUGAGGAUGCACCUUCAUCCUCACCUGUGCCUGCCCCUGAAGCUGCACCGCCUUUGAAUGCACCAUCCGCCACUGUUCCUCGCAGAUCCCUGCUGCCAAAGAAGCUAUUCAAAAUUAUUCACAGAAAUCUGAUAGCUGUUUGA
This is a messenger RNA of Vicia faba (fava bean), 570 nucleotides long. The record is from the annotation of a GenBank genome assembly. NCBI's taxonomy places the organism in Eukaryota, Viridiplantae, Streptophyta, Magnoliopsida, Fabales, Fabaceae.